AUGCUGCGCCAUGCUACUCAUGUAGCUCUUCGCGCAGCGCGUUUGCGCUCCAGGUCAUUUAGUUCGUCAGCCGUUGGAACACCCCACGGUCUCCAUUUGCGUCUCGGGGAUGGCAUGUCAGUUAAGGAAGGCAAGUCAUGGGUCUCCAUGGUACCGCAAAAGGGGUUGCAGCAUCCCCGGUCUCGUUCUCGUGACCUCCGCUUUGCUGGAGAUGCGCGAGCCGCUCACAAGGUCUUACUUCGAGCCGGUGCGCAUAGAAGUAGGCACGAAGCUGACUUGAUCGAGUUGCUUCUCGUGCUCCUUAACACGGACGAAUUCAAGGGUCCGCGGGAACGUCUGGAAGCUAUGGUUAACGCACUCUGGAAGUCUCCGUCUUCAAAACCGAAGGCUGCGUUCAACAUUCUGCUCACAGCUUGUGCUCGAGAGGCAGGAAGAGUUUCUGAUAACUCCUCUGUGAAAAGAGACGUAAUCUUAAAGGUUGCAAAAAGCGUGUGGGCAGAAAUGCUGCAGACAGUGAAGAGGGUAGACCCGCGCAACACUGCUCUGAUGUAUCGCAUAUGCGGAGAGUGCAAAGAUAUAGAAUUGGCGAAAAGCAUAAGGGAGCAGAUCAACGACCCUGCAAUUUUUCCAGCAGGUGGCGAUGGGGCCUCGCUCUCUAGUGUGGAUGCCACAGCAGCAUUUAUAUUGUGUUUAGGGAAGUGCGGACGUUCGGGGGAGGCUGAACAGUUAUACUUCAGUGGCUAUAGUAGUGCCCACAGAUCUUCAGACAUGGUUUUGAGUGCAUUGUUUCGGUCCUACGUCGCAUCCAACAGGAUAUCGAAGGCUGAAUCUCUCAUAUCCAUGUAUGGAAGUGGCUUUUUAACUGUACUAAGCUGUAAUGCCUUUGUCAAGCAGUGCGCGGCAUUGCGGCUUCACGACUCGGCUCUGGAAUUUGUUGGGAGAAUGUCAAGGACGAACGAAACUGGAUUUCCCGGACCAAACGCGCAGACAUAUAAUCUCUUGCUGCGAGGUCUGUCUGCAGGAACGGGGACAGAGGAUCGUGAUGUUGCGGCGGACCGAGCCCUAGUUGUUGUUGAUCAGAUGAAAGCUCAGGGGAUUGCGCCGACAACUGUUACAUACAAUACUCUUAUUCGGAGUCUUGUCUUUCGUCAUCAGAUGAAGGAGGCUUUGGAACUGUAUCGCGGCAUGGAUUCCCCAAACCGAAUAACUUUUAGUCACCUUAUGCAAGGUGCCGCGAAUAUUCCAGACCUGGAGCUGGCAGAGGACAUAUUUGCUUCCUUAGUGCAAGCAGGAGAGCGGCCCAACUAUGGCUUCUGCAAGUCGUAUUUGGAAACUAUUGCGAAACUGAAAGGCACAGAUGCUGCAUUUACCGAAGCAACGCGUGUGUCUGAAGAAUUUGGAGAUGCCUUGGUUUUCGGUGAUGUCGGAAGUCACGAAGCUAUUCGCAUGGCCCUCAUCAGCGCAUGCGGAAAAGUUGGAGAUUUGUCGAAGGCGUUUGAGGCGCUGGAUUUACCACUCGCCUCGCAUCGUAAUACUGUCGGAAAUCUCGCCCCUUUGUAUGUCGCCACAGUGUUGAUGCAAGUCUGUCUCCAAUGCCAUGCCCCUGGACGAGCCCUCGAAGUCUUUGACUCGGUGAGGGGUGCCGGAUUAAAACCCAAUUUUGAGGUUUACGAAAGCCUAAUUCAUGGAUUAUGUUCAUAUGUGCGAUUCAGAGGCGUGACCGAGGCGUUUCAUGCGGACAUCGAAAACGAAAAUGACAAAAGUCUGGGUGACUGGACUCCAAACAGUCAUACCUUGGCACCUGCCGAGAAUUCAUCUUCGGAUAGAGGUCGACACGAAGCAGCACAGUCAUUUGAGCAGUCCGAGGAUGGCCGGCAGGAUCGUGUUCCAUCUGGGAACGUAGAAGCCAACGAAGCGGUGCGCAUUGCAGUGGAACUCCUCAGAGAGAUGCACGCAAAUGGAGAGGGGAGGGCCAUACGGCAAGCGGCAUACGUGUACAACACAAUGAUAGCGGCUGCAGCGGCUAUUAACGAUUUUGAACUUGCUUUGCAGAUCUUUAACAAGAUGAGUAACAGAAACAAUCAAGGAGUGGUUUAUUUCUCUAAGGACAUCCUAGGAGGCGUCGAUGAGGCCCAGCAAGAUGUUGGGAUGAGUAGCGAACCGCCAGGUGGAAACAGGCGACCAGAUGAGGAUGGCGGAGGUCGGGCACGACUAGCCGCGUUAGCAUCAACCGGAAUGUUUGACAGCGAAUACGAAUUCCCGAUGGCAACCGUUGGGACGUACAACUCGAUGAUUGACGCGGCGUGGAAAUGCGGGGAACCAUGGUACUCGUUCGAGGUGUUUCAACUGAUGCAGAUGGAUCGCAUCACAGAGCCGAAUGUAGCAACGCUAAGCUUGCUGGCGGAUAUUGCUUUAUCGGAAUCGCAUGCAGUGGAUGCGGAUGCACAGAGGAAGCUCCUCAAGGAGUUGGACGCCAUGGCAAUUUUGUCCGGGGAUGUGAGCCAGAAGCGAAUACGAUUGCGGAAAAAGCUGCUGGCACUUCGGUGGUCGUAGAUGAGGUUUGCCCUUAUGUAAAAGCUAGACCGUCCAAGCCAAAAACUUGUGCCGUGCACACGCAGGGGCCCGGCGAUGAUUGUUACCUGAUAAUCGCACUGCGAGCACCUCAAAGUGUUCUUUCCGCCACCUGCGUGGCGUAAACUUGUGUAAGUAGUGCGACCCGCACGAAACAGUCUUUAUCCGGAUAGCGGCAAUACGGCCCGCCACUAGCGAUCAAGGCGAAAACAACAGCAAGCAGGGGCACAUGAAGACAGGCAAGGCUCAGACCGGAUCUAUGUGAACGCUAACGACGGGGGACUCGAGAUGCGGCGGGCACUCAACGAGCGGGGGCUGCAGGUCUCUAGGAUCAUCCGUGUACGCCCACCUCGCGUACUCGCAGGCGCCGUCGAGGAGUUCCCUCUUCUCGCCAGCCGCAACGCGUGCAGCGCACACGUGCGGCAAAUCGUUGACGGGUUCCCGAUCGGUGUGCUCGGCAGGGAUCUGCGAUCGGAGCGGCGGCAGGGCGGGGCGCAGCUUGGCGGGCGUGCGCGGGGAGAGGUGCGGGAUGGUGCGCCAGAAACCGCGAGGGAGGGGGGGGAUGUGCGGGCCAAGGGCCGGGGAUGUCAAGUGGCGGUGGAGGGCGCACAGGGUGAACGAGAAGGCGAAGGAGAGGUAGAGAGUGAGUAGGGCGCGUGCGAGGGGCGAGAGAUGGGGUGGCUGGUUGCGAGGGUGGCCCGAGGGGGUCAGGGGCGGGGAAGGGGGAGGGGAUGGUGGGAGACGGCGGCGGCGGAGCAUUGGACGGGGAGGGUGUGGGGCAAGCGGGAGGGAUGCAGUGGUGGUCAAGGACGACGACUGUGGAAAACGUCCCCCACGCCCAGUACCCUACGAUUGGGUACCCUGGGUAAUACCGUAGUACGGUACAUCGGCACAGGAGGCAAUUGUACUAAUGUACGGAGGUAGGAAGGGGGGGAGAGGGGGGGUAAUUUUAUCAAUAGGAAAGGAUCGCGGCGGUUUCGUUUUAUCUUGUACAGUACACGUGUUUCUGGAU
This is a messenger RNA of Chondrus crispus (carragheen), 3583 nucleotides long. RefSeq lists its product as hypothetical. Bases 1 to 2553 code for a protein of 850 amino acids. Gene Ontology annotation, molecular function: protein binding. The transcript has 2 exons. The record is from RefSeq and is a predicted model, not a curated record. Lineage: Eukaryota; Rhodophyta; Florideophyceae; Gigartinales; Gigartinaceae.